This is a messenger RNA of Podarcis lilfordi (Lilford's wall lizard), 539 nucleotides long. The record is from the annotation of a GenBank genome assembly. Lineage: Eukaryota; Metazoa; Chordata; Lepidosauria; Squamata; Lacertidae.
GCUGCGGGAAGGAGCCGCCUGACCGCUUGGCACUUCUGCUGCCUUCCUCUCCUUCCAUCGCCACCAGUGGUCUGGAUUGCGGCGGCGGCGGCGUCCCAUCGCGUAGGGUGCCUUGGGGCUGCCAAGUGGCCAGGUCAGUAGCCCUCGAGCGAGCGCUGGGAGGAGCAGGCAGCGCGCACCUCUCGGGUCUCCUCCUGGCGAGCGGAUCUCCCUUCCAGUAAGGGAUCGCUGGCGAGGAAGACGCCUGCGCCCCUCCUCCUGUGACGGGCGCGCUAUCCCGGGGUGAAGAGGGCAGGAGGGCGGGGAGGGAGAGGGCUGAAGCUGGCCACAAAAAGUCGCCUCCGUCCUCACCGCUGCUUUCCCUUCUUCCUCCGCGUAACAGACAGGCGCUCAUCUCAUCCCGGCGAACCCUUGGAGAGUUUUGCAACCACUUGGAGAAGACGGAGAGCUGCAAGGGGUGUUGCUACUUCCCCAGCUCCCUUCCCCUUCUCACUGUUGGGACUUCCUUGCUAGUUUUUCCACCGGUGCUUUUAAAAUAA